AAACCAUUUGAUUGGCCAGACGUGAUCACGUGAUAUCGUGUUUUGCGUUUCCUCCCGUGUUGUUUGUAACUUUGUAUUUGCACGCUGAUCUGAUUGAAUGUAGCGAUAUAAUCUGAGAGAGUGCUCCGAUGAUGGUGAAGUGUGUGGUCCAAGGAUGCAUAAACCACAGGGAUCUCAGACCUGGCGAGCGAUCGAGCCGUCCGCACAAGAGGUUUUUCAGGUUCCCCAAAGACAAGGCCCGAAUGAAAGUAUGGCUGGCCGCUUUACGAGAGACUGAGCGCGAGAUCACAGAUCAGCAUCAGAUAUGCGAGGAUCAUUUCCUGAGCCAUCACAUCACGCCGAGCGGCAUCAGCCCAGAGGCCAUCCCUAUUAUGCCUCCAUCAGAGGGACUGGUCUCAGGCUGGAGCUCGUGUGAGGAGCAGGACGAACUUUCGGACCCAGUCGAGGAGGGUGGAGUUGAUGCAGAAGAUGAUCUUUAUGAUGUAGAGUUUGAAGAUUAUGAGGAAGAAGAUGAAGACCACAGUCUUGCAGAUAAUGGUCCAUAUAGACCGUUUUACAGUGAAAGUUUAAUGAACAAUCCCAACAAUAACAAUGUGAAUCAAGCAAUGGGGGCAUCCUCCAAAUUAGCCCAGUAUCGCUCUGACGUUGCUCUUGGACAACUGACCAAACGCUUCAUGCAGCUGCUUCACUCAGCACCGAAUGGAGUCCUUGACCUCAAUGAGGUCACUCGAAAACUGGGCACACGGAAGAGACGGGUGUAUGACAUCACCAACGUCCUAACCGGCAUCCAGAUAAUCAAAAAGACGUCCAAAAACAAGAUCCAGCGGAUGAAUCCAGCAUCAGUGAAUCAGUGGAGUGCCAAGACGAAAGCUGACCUGCUUCAUCUGAAGUCAACAGAGGAGGCCCUUGACUUGCUCAUCAAAGACUGCGCCCAACAGCUUUUUGCCCUGACCGACCUCAAAGACAAUGCUGACUCAGCUUAUGUGACAUAUGAGGACAUCUGUCAGAUCGACGUUUUCAAGGACCAGACUAUAAUAGCCAUCAGGGCCCCUGAAGAGACAAAACUAGAGGUGCCCACUCCCACUGAAGAAUCUAUCCAGAUCCACUUGAAGGGCUGCCGGGGGCCCAUCCAAAUACUCACCUGUGAGACUGAGGGCCCAAGUGAAGCUGUGGAUCCAACUAACACAGAAUCCAAGCUUGUCAAACCAGCCUGCUUUCUAACGCUAGAGGAGAGCCGGAUACACACACAACCACUUCUGUCAGGCAUAGUAAAGACAUCCAGAAAGUUUAAAUAUCAACGGCGGGCAGACAGUAGUGCGGCUGAGCAUUGUUGUGUCCCAAUGUGUUCGGCUUCCUCAAAGUUCAACUCUGUGCUGAGCUUUCACACUUUCCCCACGGAUGAAGAAAUGCGCAAAAAGUGGAUAUGCAGCAUUCAACGCAAGGAUUUAAUCAUCACUUCCCAUAUGAGAGUCUGCAGUCGUCAUUUCAAGAGUGAAGAUGUGAAAGAGCCAUUGACUCCUACAGGACGCCGCAUGCUGAAGAAAGGGGCUGUACCCACCUUAUUCCAGUGGAACAACUACUCUGCUCAAGCACCACUGCAGAGGAGAAAGGGUUCCACUCCAGUGGAUGAAGAUCCUGCACCUGUGGAUUAUGCAGCAGUUGAUAUUGCAUUGGAUAGGGCUGCAGAAUGAUUGACUGAAACCUUUUUUUUUUUCAUAUUUGUUUUUACAGAUGUUUCAAAUACUGUAGCAGCUGUACAGAGCACAUAAGGACCUAAAAGAAGAGGCUUUGCUCUUUAAGAAUGACUACCCCAUCUUAACAGACUUUGUUGGCCUUUUUGGAGAGACCACUGUGCAUAUAUUCACUCAAGAUUUUUGAUUUGUAAAUAUAUGGAUUAUAGAGUAUUUUGAACAGGUUAAAGCAUUUU
Messenger RNA from Carassius auratus (goldfish), 1927 nucleotides. RefSeq names its product transcription factor E2F2-like. Gene Ontology annotation, biological process: regulation of transcription by RNA polymerase II. Bases 129 to 1691 code for a protein of 520 amino acids. Gene Ontology annotation, cellular component: RNA polymerase II transcription regulator complex. Gene Ontology annotation, molecular function: RNA polymerase II cis-regulatory region sequence-specific DNA binding; DNA-binding transcription factor activity, RNA polymerase II-specific; protein dimerization activity. The record is from RefSeq and is a predicted model, not a curated record. The transcript is spliced from 8 exons. NCBI's taxonomy places the organism in Eukaryota, Metazoa, Chordata, Actinopteri, Cypriniformes, Cyprinidae.